Mytilus californianus (California mussel) is the source of this 2493-nucleotide messenger RNA. RefSeq names its product high affinity cationic amino acid transporter 1-like. The transcript is spliced from 15 exons. The record is from RefSeq and is a predicted model, not a curated record. Gene Ontology annotation, biological process: amino acid transport; transmembrane transport. The coding region runs from base 262 to 2106 and encodes 614 amino acids. Gene Ontology annotation, molecular function: amino acid transmembrane transporter activity. Lineage: Eukaryota; Metazoa; Mollusca; Bivalvia; Mytilida; Mytilidae. Gene Ontology annotation, cellular component: plasma membrane.
CCCAACUCGUUCAAAGUGCAAUAUUGCUGUGUGAUUUUACAUUAUUCACGUGCUUUAGAUAGAUGACAACACAAUUUACUAUCAAGACAGAUAAACAGAAGUGAAUUUUUUUAAUUUUCUUCGUCUAAUCUAUUAGGUUUAACGAGUGUGACAAGUGUAACUCCCAUCUCGGCAUCUGUCAAUCUCUUUAACACGGAUGUUAAUAUACAAACAACAUUUCCAAGAAUAACACGUUUUGAGAAGAAGCUUUCAUAGAUAAAAAUGAGUGGUUUCAUUGGAAAACUGGUACGAAAGAAGUAUAUAGACAUAUCAACAGUGACAGAUACCAAGUUAAACAGAGUUCUAAAUACAUUUGAUUUAACAGCUUUAGGUAUUGGCAGUACCUUGGGUGCUGGUAUAUAUGUUGUUGCUGGACAGGUUGCCAAGGAGAAAGCAGGACCUGCUGUUGUGUUGUCAUUUUUCAUAGCUGCCGUGGCAUCAGUUUUGGCAGGUCUUUGUUAUGCAGAAUUUGGUGCACGUGUACCUAAAACAGGAUCUGCCUAUGUGUAUAGUUAUGUUACAGUUGGAGAGUUCAUAGCUUUUAUUAUUGGAUGGAAUCUUAUACUGGAAUAUGUCAUAGGUACAGCCAGUGUUGCCAGAGCAUGGAGUUCUUACUUUGAUUCACUCAUCAACAAAACCAUCCAGCAUUUCUUUCAGGACAACAUGCCGAUGAAUGUCGGAGGACUGUCACCUUAUCCUGAUUUCUUUGCUUUUGGUAUAACUUUACUGCUAACAUGUAUUUUAGCUAUUGGUGUGAAAGAAUCGUCUACAUUUAACAACAUAUUUACCGGAGUGAAUUUAUUGGUUGUUCUUUAUGUUAUCGUGUGUGGAGCAUUUAAGGCUGAUACUCAUAACUGGAGUCUUACCAGAAAUGAGAUUGGUAACUCAACAGUUUAUGGGAAAGGAGGAUUUAUGCCUUAUGGGUUCUCUGGAAUGAUGGCAGGGGCAGCUACCUGUUUUUAUGCCUUUGUAGGGUUUGAUUGUAUAGCAACCACAGGAGAAGAAGCAAAAAAUCCACAGAAAGCUAUUCCAAUUAGUAUUGUUGUGUCUUUAUUUACUAUUUUUCUGGCAUACACUGGAAUGUCUAUAAUUCUGACCUUGAUGUGGCCAUAUUAUGACCUUGACAGUGAUGCACCAUUACCGGAGGUGUUCCAUAAUGUAGGAUGGGAUGUGGCAAAAUAUGUAAUUGCUGUUGGUGCCGUCUGUGGACUUUCCACAAGUUUACUUGGAGCCAUGUUUCCAUUGCCAAGGGUGAUAUAUGCCAUGGCAUCAGAUGGAUUGGUAUUUAGAUUCUUAUCUAAUGUCAACAAGAGAUUUCAGACUCCAUUAAUAGCAACGUUCAUCUCAGGGUUACUAGCAGGUGUUAUGGCAAUGUUAUUUGACUUACAAGAACUGGUAGAUAUGAUGUCUAUAGGAACAUUACUGGCUUAUACAUUAGUAGCAGUUUGUGUGCUAAUUUUAAGAUACAAAGUAAAGUGUUUUGCAUUCAAACACAAGGUUGAAGUUUAUAUUGAAGAGGAAGAUGGGCAACAUGAUCCUUCCAGCAAAGACCAUUUAUUAGGCAACAGAAGCAAGAAAAAAGAAAUAACCAGUAGUUAUCUUAAAAAGAUGUUUGUUAGAGAUAAAAAUCAAAAGACUCCAACUAAAGAAACAGAAAAAAUCACAGAGUAUAAUAUAGCAAUAAUAGUUUUACUAAUAGUAAUUUUAAGCCUCAUUUUGGUGGUAGCAGAGGAUAGUUUAUCAGACAGUAAGGCGUGGGCUAUUGUUUUAGCUGCAAUAUUUGUUAUCGCUAUAUUUGUAAUGGUGUAUUCUAUAUGGGUUCAGCCAGAAAAUCAGGAUGCUAUACAUUUUAAGGUUCCAUUGUUGCCAUUUUUACCUGUGAUCAGUAUUUUUAUAAAUAUCUACCUGAUGAUGAAAUUAUCAACAGCUACAUGGAUCAGAUUUGCCAUAUGGAUGGCUGUAGGUUUUGCUAUAUACUUUGGUUAUGGAAUACGACACAGUUCUGAAGGCAAAAGUGGGCAGAGUGUUCCAUUAUUAGAAGAUUCGUCAUCAGAUCACGAGGAUUGAAAUCAUUUACAAUAUACAGGUUGUGCCAAAAUUGUAUAUUUUUGAUACAGAUUUAAAAAUUGUGUUUUUAUUGCAUCAUGGUCAGGGCUUUUCCAGAAUUGAUUGAAUGAAAGGGGGAGUGGGGGGGGGAUGGGUUGAAAGGUUAUUUCAGCCUUAACAAUUAUAUGAAAUAAUCAAUAAAAAUUUUAUGUAUGUUUUGGUUAAAUAAAAAGUGCCUAACAAACACCCCCUACAUUUAUUUCUGGGAAAGCCCUCAUCUCUUUGAAUAUUAGAUUUGAUAGAUUAAAAAAAUUGACUGUUAAUAACAAUUACGCUGCCAAAUUUUAUUGUAGAUUUUUUUUAAUCAUGUUUUGUCAAAAGAUAAUUAUAUUAAAUGAUUUUUGUUCA